Molecule: messenger RNA, 534 nt
Organism: Prorocentrum cordatum
Lineage: Eukaryota; Dinophyceae; Prorocentrales; Prorocentraceae
Source: the annotation of a GenBank genome assembly
AUGUGCCGCCUGGCGUUGCGCGCUACGUCGUACAGGGGCCGUGAGAUACAGGUCAUGGCGGAGUCGAGCAUGUUGCUGGAAGCGGGGCAGGAGCUGACGGUGGCGGUGAAGCCCGCCGACUAUUCGAGGUACCUGGCCGACACGGAUUUUCCAGUCUCGGCGAUCGUGCACUGCGUGGGGGUCGAAAAUGCUAGCAUGUGGGUGGACGAGGUCGUGGAUUCUGUUGGGGCCCCCGAGCUUGCGAUCACGGUGCCGACAGCGAGGCCGUUCUCGGGCCCCGUCACGGUUCGCUGGAAGAACCCGCUGCCCGUGACCUUGACGGGUUGCCGGUUGGAGAUUGCGGCAGCCGGAGUCCUCUUGGAAUCGAGAGAGGUUGGUGAUCUUGCCAGCGGGGUCGAGCUGAGCGAGGCGGUGGCGUUGAAGGAGCCGGAUGCCACCAAGACAUGGGCGAACGGGCACAUGCAGGUGGUCGCCACCUUCACGAGCAAGGAGCUGAAAGACGUGGUCGGCUGCGCCGACAUCAAGAUGGAGUGA